Molecule: messenger RNA, 1032 nt
Organism: Metarhizium robertsii ARSEF 23
Lineage: Eukaryota; Fungi; Ascomycota; Sordariomycetes; Hypocreales; Clavicipitaceae
Product: RNA recognition motif domain protein
Exons: 5
Coding region: 1-1032 (343 amino acids)
Cellular component (GO): cytoplasm; ribonucleoprotein complex; nucleus
Molecular function (GO): mRNA binding
Source: RefSeq, a predicted model, not a curated record
AUGUCUGCUACCAACGUGGAGAAGGCCACCGAUGCCGCUGUCAAUGACGUUGCAAAUACUCUGAGCAAUACCUCAAUCAGCCAGCCUGCCGACGACAAGGCCGCCGCCAACGAGGCUGCCUCGGCCAGCGCUGCGGAAGGCCGCCGUCUCUACAUCGGCAACCUGGCCUACGCGACAACUGAGGGGGAGUUGAAGGACUUCUUCAAGAGCUAUCUUGUCGAGUCUGUCUCGAUCCCAAAGAACCCUCGCACUGAACGCCCUGUGGGCUACGCCUUUGUUGACCUCUCAACACCUUCUGAGGCUGAGCGUGCUAUUGCUGAGCUCUCUGGCAAGGAAAUCCUUGAGCGCAAGGUCUCUGUGCAACUCGCCCGCAAGCCCGAGCCUGCUGGUGAGAAGACUGAGGGCGCCAACGGUGAAGGUUCAGGUGCUGAGGGAUCACGCCGUCGGGCCUCUGGUCGAGGUCGCGGACGUGGCCGCGGCCGUGGAGGACGUGCUGCUCGCGGUGGCCGCGCUGGUGAUGCCACCGAAGAGAAGAAGGAGGGUGAAACUGCUAUUGCCGCCACCGAUGCCGCGGCCGCCCCUGCUGAAAUCGAGGGCACCACUGAGAAGAAUCAGACUCGACCCCAGCGUGAGCGUCGCGAGCGCGGCCCCCCUGCCGAUGGUAUCCCUUCCAAGACCAAGGUCAUGGUUGCCAACCUCCCCUACGACUUGACGGAGGAGAAGCUCAUCGAGCUUUUCAAGGCAUACGAGCCUUCCUCUGCCAAGAUUGCCCUCCGACCUAUCCCCCGAUUCAUGAUCAAGAAGCUUCAGGCUCGCGGUGAGGCUCGUAAGGGUCGUGGAUUUGGAUUCGUCACCCUUGCCUCCGAGGAGCUUCAGCAGAAGGCUGUUACCGAGAUGAAUGGCAAGGAGAUUGAGGGCCGCGAGAUUGCUGUCAAGGUCGCCAUUGACAGCCCCGACAAGACUGAUGAGGAGGCCAACGCUCCUCAGGAGGAGAACAAGGAGGCCACUGAGGCUGCCACCACCACUGCUUAA